Kogia breviceps (pygmy sperm whale) is the source of this 1976-nucleotide messenger RNA. It is a transcript of the gene PPP2R2B, whose product is annotated as protein phosphatase 2 regulatory subunit Bbeta. Gene Ontology annotation, cellular component: cytosol; protein phosphatase type 2A complex. Gene Ontology annotation, molecular function: protein phosphatase regulator activity; protein binding. NCBI's taxonomy places the organism in Eukaryota, Metazoa, Chordata, Mammalia, Artiodactyla, Physeteridae. The record is from RefSeq and is a predicted model, not a curated record.
AUGCUUCUCUCGUUACCUGCCUUACAUCUUCAGACCUCCGAAUACCAUCCUCUCUUCCAGCUGCCACACAGAAGGCUCGGACCAUGGUGCAGUCCCACUGGCUCCCCUGCCCCCCUCUCCUGUGAGACUGGCUGCGGGGAGGGAUCAUGGAUACUUGUCUGCCGGCUUCUGGUUCCCACGCAAGUAAGCCUGCUGUCAAUGGAGGAGGACAUUGAUACCCGCAAAAUCAACAACAGUUUCCUGCGCGACCACAGCUAUGCGACCGAAGCUGACAUUAUCUCUACGGUAGAAUUCAACCACACGGGAGAAUUACUAGCGACAGGGGACAAGGGGGGUCGGGUUGUAAUAUUUCAACGAGAGCAGGAGAGUAAAAAUCAGGUUCAUCGUAGGGGUGAAUACAAUGUUUACAGCACAUUCCAGAGCCAUGAACCCGAGUUCGAUUACCUGAAGAGUUUAGAAAUAGAAGAAAAAAUCAAUAAAAUAAGAUGGCUCCCUCAGCAGAAUGCAGCCUACUUCCUUCUGUCUACUAAUGAUAAAACUGUGAAGCUGUGGAAAGUCAGCGAGCGUGAUAAGAGGCCAGAAGGCUACAAUCUGAAAGAUGAGGAGGGCCGGCUCCGGGAUCCUGCCACCAUCACAACCUUGCGGGUGCCUGUCCUGAGACCCAUGGACCUGAUGGUGGAGGCCACCCCACGAAGAGUAUUUGCCAAUGCACACACAUAUCACAUCAACUCCAUAUCAGUCAACAGCGACUAUGAAACCUACAUGUCAGCUGAUGACCUGAGGAUUAACCUGUGGAACUUUGAAAUAACCAAUCAAAGUUUUAAUAUCGUCGACAUCAAGCCGGCCAACAUGGAGGAGCUCACAGAGGUGAUCACAGCGGCCGAGUUCCAUCCCCAUCACUGCAACACCUUCGUGUACAGCAGCAGCAAAGGGACAAUCCGGCUGUGUGACAUGCGGGCGUCGGCCCUGUGUGACAGGCACACCAAAUUUUUUGAAGAGCCAGAAGAUCCAAGCAACAGGUCGUUUUUCUCUGAAAUCAUCUCUUCGAUUUCGGAUGUGAAGUUCAGCCACAGUGGGAGGUAUAUCAUGACCAGAGACUAUCUGACGGUCAAAGUUUGGGAUCUCAACAUGGAGAACCGCCCCAUCGAGACUUACCAGGUUCACGACUACCUCCGCAGCAAGCUGUGCUCCCUCUACGAAAAUGACUGCAUUUUUGAUAAAUUUGAAUGUGUGUGGAAUGGGUCAGACAGUGUCAUCAUGACGGGCUCCUACAACAACUUCUUCAGGAUGUUUGACCGAAACACCAAGCGCGAUGUUACCCUAGAGGCCUCGAGGGAAAACAGCAAACCCCGAGCUAUCCUAAAACCGCGCAAAGUGUGCGUGGGGGGCAAGCGGAGAAAAGAUGAGAUCAGUGUCGACAGUCUGGACUUUAGCAAAAAGAUCUUGCAUACAGCUUGGCAUCCUUCAGAAAAUAUUAUAGCAGUGGCGGCUACAAAUAACCUAUAUAUAUUCCAGGACAAGGUUAACUAGAAGGACAAGUUAUUACUUAAUAAUCUCACAUACUGAAUACUAGUCAAACACGUUUUUAAAUGUUUCUUUGGGUGUUCAUUUGAUGCAUCGACUCUAAUCUCCCUCUGCAGGAAACAAAUGGAAUAGAAGUCCAUGGAGUCCAACCUUCCCAAAUCCCCAGUUCUAAGAAAUUUUGUCAAACCCAACAGGUUCUGGGACACUUCUGUUUAGAAUUGAGAGCUGCCAGCUAACAGUAAUUCUUCCAUAGCUGACUUGAAUUUCUGAUGCUUUUAUUGCCCCGUUUUCUCUGGUGGGUCCAGUGUUUUGUUUCUAGGUGUCUGCUGAGAUAAAAUGAGGUUGUCUGUAGUAUUUAAAGAGAAAAGAAAGAGAUACUUUUUUUUUAAUUAAGCAACUCCAUUUGAUGAUUGAAAAAAAAGUUCAAGGAAAAAUAAACACCGUUUACUCUA